Molecule: messenger RNA, 354 nt
Organism: Haemonchus placei
Lineage: Eukaryota; Metazoa; Nematoda; Chromadorea; Rhabditida; Trichostrongylidae
Source: the annotation of a GenBank genome assembly
ACUUAUGCUGCUAGGAAAGGUCUGGAGGCAAGCUGUCACAGUGGCUACUUUUUUGCUGUCGUUGCACUUCAGUGGUCUGAUGCGUUGAUAUCUAAGACGAGGAAGAAUUCUAUUGUAAUGCAGGGCACUGAGAACCAAGUACUAAAUACGUCCUUAAUUUUCACAACCCUCAUGGCUAUGUUCAUAACAGUAACUCCGUAUGUGAAAGAUGUACUGAAACUCAAUGGGAUACGCUUGGCCGAUGCAAUGAUCUCCGUCUACUAUGCGUUUGUGAUGUUCGUAUACGAUGAAUGCCGAAGAUGGUAUCUUCGAAAAUAUCCUACAGGAUUCAUAUAUAGAGAAACCUAUUUCUAA